UAAGGUUGGCUUUUACCGUUUUGCUCCUUUCUAGCCAGCUGCCCCCAUUCCUUUUCCCCCCCCUCCAACAUAUUUGCCCCCCCCAUUUUUUAUUUUUGGUUUUUUGGUUUUGUUUUCUUUCUUUUCUUCUCCCUACACUACACAACUCCAUACAUUGACUUCCAUACAUUCACUUCCACUCACUCACUACAUUACACAUACAACAUGGCCUCAUUCAACAGACCCUACACACGUCCUCUCACACAACCUCCAGAUCCCCUCACCCGACAACAAUCCAAACACUACUUCAAACUGAUUCAAGUCACUCACCACCAACACAUAAUUUCACAUGCACUUCAGACAGGCCUCUUCCCCACAGGUAUGACCAGACAAGUAGCCAAACUUACACAAUUCAUUAAACCAGCACUACCCACUCAACAUACACGCACACUACUCAACCAGAACACAUCAGACUGGAUGCAACACAACAUGGACAUCCUUCUGGAACACUAUAACACACAACUUACACUACUGACUUCCACCCCUUCCCCUUUCAAUACACUGGCAUUUCAGAUUGCCAGUGGCUGGGCCAGAAAGAGGUACCAUACUCGCCUGUCACCCACUACCUUACAGACAGUUCAACGGCUUCUCAACCCUCAGUCUUCCCCCCACACAACACCAACACACCCCACCCCCCCUCACCAGACUACUACCCCCACUCCUAGGGACCCCCCCACACCCACUCACUCUUCUGACCCCUCUUUUCUCACUGAAUUCCCUCCUCUUCCUGCACCCACUAGGGCCCCUACUCCCCCUCCUAAACAGGACUUGGGAGUUAUGCCACAUCCCACACUUACACUUACCACCCCAUCCAUCCCUUCACUCUCCACUUCCAUUGACUUACAGCAGGUCACUUUUACCAUCAACACACCUGACCUGACAGAUACACUCUCAGAUACUGAUGACCAUCAACACCCACCCAACACCACACACACCACUCAGAACGCACAACACCGCACCAAAAAUCCCCCCACUACUCCCACACCCAUAGACACUUCUCCCAUUGACACUCUCCCGGUCUCCCCUACCCUUACACCACCCAAAAACAGACCCACCAUACAGGUUACAGCCCUUGUCACUCACACUUAUAACAGUCAGCCCACAAUCACCCAACGCCCUAACACGGCCACCACUAACACCACCCAGGCUAACCACCUCAUAACACAUUUGGUUCCACAGGAUAUAACACCAUGUCUCUCUCCACCAGGUUCCACCCAAGUGGGAGGGGUAGACCCAGGACAGUCCAAACCAUCAAGGGUGAUGAUGAGCAAGGGAAACAAAAAAGCUAACCAGCUUACAAAACCCAAUGCUGAGCCCUCCACCUCCACAGGUGUAGAACUGUCUGGGGCUCCUACUCCCUCCCCCCUACCUCUACACAAACCCUCACCUACACCACACUCUACACAACCCCUGUCCCCUAGGCCCCCUCUUCUUCGGACUCCUACAGUCCCACUUCUCUCUCUCCCCCUCUUCUCUCCUACUUAUCACAAAUGGUCCAACAAUAGACUUCAGGAGUGGCACAUCAGACCUAACAAACCCAUAUUAUUCAUAGGCGAUUCCAAUCUGGCCCGUAUUCCCCCUCAUCCAUAUCCCAACAUACAGAUAGACAGCUACCCAGGUGCCACAGCCAACCACAUGAACCGUUUACUGGAGAAAACUUCCCCACAAGAAGCCGUUGAGCUGUUAGUCCUGUCGGUGGGUACUAACAACAGAGAGCACAAUGCUAAGGCCACCACCAACAAACAACUUCACAAAAUGUUUAAGUUGGCCACCAAAGUUUUCCCCAACGCCAACAUUUAUGUCCCGGUCAUCAACUUUUCCCCCUCUAUUCACCCACACUACAAGUACAAUCUCACCGAGAUUAACCGCUACAUCACCACCCACCUCCCCCACCUCCAACCACUUCCAGCAGAUCAAUUUUCCACCACACUUGAUCACAUCCACUGGACCCCAGAAGUAGCUUCCAAAAUCCUCCACUUCUGGUGCUCACAACUAAAUUUAACGUUUCACAGACCCUAA
This is a messenger RNA of Alosa sapidissima (American shad), 2058 nucleotides long. RefSeq names its product mucin-2-like. The transcript has 2 exons. The record is from RefSeq and is a predicted model, not a curated record. The coding region runs from base 205 to 2058 and encodes 617 amino acids. Lineage: Eukaryota; Metazoa; Chordata; Actinopteri; Clupeiformes; Clupeidae.